AUGAGUACCAGAGGCUCGACAGUUCUGUUUCUUGUACUUUUCUGUGAUUCACUGUCAGCGAACAACUGCUCCAAACAGACCUUGCCCUGCAAAGACGGCCUCCUGAUUCCGUUAUGGCGGCCGGCGUUUGACAUAGGCAUAUACGAUCGGAUCCUUCGCUCGGUCGUCUACCUGCUUUCAAUGCUUUACCUGUUUCUUGGCGUAUCGAUGGCCGCUGACCGUUUCAUGGCCGCCAUUGAGGUGAUUACCUCACAGGAAAGAAACGUGUCUGUCCGACGACCGGAUGGCUCAAAGUUGACCGUCAAGGUACGUGUGUGGAACGAUACCGUCUCGAACCUGACCUUGAUGGCGCUGGGAUCGUCGGCGCCCGAGAUCCUGCUGUCCGUCAUCGAGAUAUGCGGCAAUCGGUUCGAGGCGGGCGAACUCGGUCCCAAUACAAUCGUCGGCAGCGCCGCCUUCAACCUGUUUAUGAUCAUUGCCAUUUGCAUCUACGCGGUGCCGUCCACCGAGGUUCGUCGACAGCAGCACUUGGACGUUUUCAUGGUCACCGCGGUGUGGAGCAUUUUCGCCUACAUUUGGCUGUACCUGAUCAUCGCCGUUUUUAGCCCAGGUGAGGUGCAGGUGUGGGAGGGAGUAGUCACUUUCCUGUUUUUUCCAAUUACUGUGUUGACAGCAUACGUGGUGGACAAAAAAAUGAUUCAGAAGAAGUUUAAGAACGUCCGUUACCGUGCGAACCAGUUCGGUUUGCAUGCCAUGACACAAUCGCAGGUCUACAAGAACGCCGAGAAAUCCUCCGCACUCCUGCCUCAGGGGAACCUCACUUCAGAGGAACGCACGUUUGAGGAACAACGUAGAGAAUUCCUCAAAAUAUUAACCCAGCUGAGGAAGGACUGCCGGGAUGCAGACAUGGAAACGCUUGAGAAAAUGGCGGCUUUCCAGAUGAUUCACAAAUGCAAGAAAAGCAGAGCGUUUUACAGGGUGCAGGUGAUCAGAAAAUUAACCGGUUCCGGAGACGUGGUAAAAAGCCAUUUGCUGAAACAAAUGAACCAAAAGAAGACGUCAGAGAAGCGGUCGGUAAACUCGAAUGAUCACUGUGUCGUCUACUUCAAGCCGUGCCACUAUAAUGUAAUGGAAAACAUCGGCAGCUUCAACUUGACCGUUGUAAGGGAAGGUGGACUGCCGGACAUAACCGUUGCUUUCGACUACUUUACCAAAGACGGGACUGCAAAGGCUGAAUCCGACUAUAAAUCCGCUAAUGGAACCGUAACCAUGGGACCUGGACAAACAACGGCUACAAUACCUAUCACCAUCAUUGAUGAUGACGUAUUCGAAGAGGACGAGCACUUUUUCGUCUACCUAAGUAAUCAAUUAUUGUUAUUAAUGAACAGGAAUAAUCGGGUUUCGACCCCCCGUCGUCACUGA
This is a messenger RNA of Soboliphyme baturini, 1422 nucleotides long. Lineage: Eukaryota; Metazoa; Nematoda; Enoplea; Dioctophymatida; Soboliphymatidae. The record is from the annotation of a GenBank genome assembly.